AUGAUUCGUGUUGGUAAAACAACAUUAUUGCGACGUGCAUGUGAAUUAUUUCUUCAACAAGAACAAAAUAUAUCUUGUUAUGGUUUUUAUACAGAAGAAAUUCGUGGUCAUAAUGGUUCACGAAUUGGUUUUGAUGUUGUCACGUUGGAUGGAAAUUCACGUGCUUCACUUGCACGAAUUAAUGAAUAUACAACAUCAAGAUCAUCAUUAUUACCACUUAUUGGACAAUACAAUGUGUUUGUUGAUGAAUUCGAAAGCAUAGCUUUGCCAUUAUUAACAAAUAUUCAAACACCAUGUAUUUGUUUUAUUGAUGAAAUAGGUAAAAUGGAAUUAUUAUCAAAUAAAUUCAAAGAUUUAAUUCAAGCAUUAAUUGAACGUCCAAAUUUAAUUCUUAUUGCAACUAUACCUAUAAAACCUUUAGGAUUUGUUGAUAAAAUUCGUACACGAAAAGAUUGUCAUUUAAUUACAGUUACACGUGAUAAUCGUUCUGGUUCAACAUUACGAAAUGAAUUAAUGGCAUAUAUUGAAAAAUUGACAAAAAACAUUGCAUAA
Rotaria sp. Silwood2 is the source of this 552-nucleotide messenger RNA. Lineage: Eukaryota; Metazoa; Rotifera; Eurotatoria; Philodinida; Philodinidae. The record is from the annotation of a GenBank genome assembly.